Molecule: messenger RNA, 841 nt
Organism: Catharus ustulatus (Swainson's thrush)
Lineage: Eukaryota; Metazoa; Chordata; Aves; Passeriformes; Turdidae
Gene: TMEM35A
Product: transmembrane protein 35A
Exons: 2
Coding region: 195-701 (168 amino acids)
Biological process (GO): positive regulation of protein localization to cell surface; chaperone-mediated protein complex assembly
Cellular component (GO): endoplasmic reticulum
Molecular function (GO): acetylcholine receptor regulator activity
Source: RefSeq, a predicted model, not a curated record
UGGAGCUGCCUGGCUCCGGCUGCAGGGCUUUAGGACCCAGGGCUUGCUGAGUGGAGGAGCUGAAUCCCCUCCCGCUGUCAUCCUCCUGCCUCUGCAGCUUUAUUCCUACAGCCUUCAAUGGUGACGGACUCCCUCCCACCCGGGCUGGCAGCCAGAGCCACAAGGCCUCGCUAGGACCGAAUCCCCGCGGCUCUAUGGCAUCUCCCAGGACCAUCACCAUCGUCGCCCUCUCGGUGGCCCUGGGGCUCUUCUUCGUCUUCAUGGGGACCAUCAAACUGACCCCCCGGCUCAGCAGGGAUGCCUACAAUGAGAUGAAACGAGCAUACAAAAGCUACGUGCGGGCCCUGCCCAUGCUCAAGAAGAUGGGAGUCAGCUCCAUCCUCCUCCGCAAGAGCAUCGGCGCUCUGGAAGUGGCGUGUGGCAUUGUCAUGACACUGGUGCCUGGUCGCCCCAAGGACGUGGCCAACUUCCUGCUGCUCCUCCUUGUGCUGGCUGUGCUCUUUUUCCACCAGCUCGUGGGGGACCCUCUCAAGCGUUAUGCCCAUGCCCUGGUCUUUGGGAUCCUGCUCACCUGCCGCCUGCUGAUCGCCCGCCAGCCCGAGGAGCUGCCCCCAGAGAAGAGGAUGCUGUCGGUGAACGGGGAUGAGCAGCCACUCAUCCAUGAAGCAGCUCCUGAGAAAGGCAAAAUGAAGGUAUCCUAGUUGAGUGCAUGUGAGGAAACACGGACCCUCGAGGCAGCACUCUCCAAAAUCACCCAGAAAAUUUGUUUUUUAUUUACCUACUUGCAUUUUUUUUUUUUGUCUGUCUAAAUAAAGUUGCACUUGGGGUCUGAGAGAUACAA